AUGCGCAAGGCAGCAGCAAAAAAGAGACCGCUCGCUGAUGAAGAGGAAGGGUACAGAAAAAUCAAAGCUGUGAAGGGGGCCCGCGAUGGUCCCACAGAUAGUAACAACUUCCAUAAUCUCAUCUUGCUCCUGGUCAACACCCAGGACCCAGGACCCAGGACCCAGGACCCAGGACCCAGGACCCAGGACCCAGGACCCAGGACCCAGGACCCAGGACCCAGGACCCAGGACCCAGGACCCAGGACCCAGGACCCAGGACCCAGAAAAUGCUUAUCAUAA
This is a messenger RNA of Caenorhabditis briggsae, 279 nucleotides long. The record is from RefSeq and is a predicted model, not a curated record. The transcript is spliced from 2 exons. NCBI's taxonomy places the organism in Eukaryota, Metazoa, Nematoda, Chromadorea, Rhabditida, Rhabditidae. The coding region runs from base 1 to 279 and encodes 92 amino acids.